Rhodamnia argentea is the source of this 832-nucleotide messenger RNA. Its product is annotated as vacuolar iron transporter homolog 4-like. Lineage: Eukaryota; Viridiplantae; Streptophyta; Magnoliopsida; Myrtales; Myrtaceae. Bases 69 to 746 code for a protein of 225 amino acids. Gene Ontology annotation, biological process: intracellular manganese ion homeostasis. Gene Ontology annotation, cellular component: membrane. The transcript has a single exon. Gene Ontology annotation, molecular function: iron ion transmembrane transporter activity; manganese ion transmembrane transporter activity. The record is from RefSeq and is a predicted model, not a curated record.
UCUCCAUCUCAAUUAUUCCUUUCAUUUCUGGAGUUAACUCGAGGUAUCUCGUCUCUCUCCAUCCUUCCAUGGCAGCAGCACCGUCAACUCAACCGCAAGACCACCAACAAUUGCCUCCUCCUCCCCUCAAAGUCGACCUCGAGGGACAGACCAGACAAGCCCUCGAGCUAGAGGUUGAGGUCGUCGACUUCUCGAAGCGUGCUCAAUGGCUCCGUGCCGCCGUGCUGGGCGCGAAUGAUGGCCUGCUGUCCACCGCGUCGCUCAUGAUGGGUGUCGGCGCCGUCCGCAAGGACGCCAAGACUAUGGCAAUAACUGGGGUGGCGGGGCUCAUUGCCGGGGCCUGCAGCAUGGCCAUCGGGGAGCUCGUGUCCGUGUACUCACAGUACGACAUCGAGGUGGCCCAGAUCAAGAGAGAGGACAGGAACGGAGCCCUGGGAGCCGAAGAAGUGGAUGUGAGGAAGGGGAAGCUGCCGAGCCCGUGGCAGGCGGCGGGGGCGUCGGCGCUGGCCUUCGCGGUAGGGGCACUGGUGCCACUCUUAGCGGCAGUGUUCGUGAAGGAGUACAAGGCGAGACUGGCGGUGGUGAUAGCGGCGGUGAGCGUCGCAUUGGUGGGGUUCGGGUGGCUGAGCUCGGUGCUGGGGAAAGCGCCGGUGGUGAAGUCGGCUUCAAGGGUUCUGGUGGGAGGGUGGUUGGCCAUGGGAAUCACCUUUGGUUUGACCAAGCUGAUUGGCUCUGCUGGUAUAUAAGAGUUUUGAGCAUCUUUCCCUUUGCUUUUUGCUAGAAGAACCUCAUUCUGGCUAGGGCAAAUGAUGAGGCAUCCCACGAGCAACUU